AUGGCUCGCCUAGUCAAGAAGUUGGGGACUUUAUUUUCAAUGAAAGAUUUGGGCCCUCUUAAUUAUUUCCUGGGAAUUAAAGUCAAAUAUGUUGGUGCUCAAAUGCAUUUGAAUCAAGCAAAGUAUGCACAUGACUUAUUGAAACACACCAAAUUCUUGGAUGAUAAACCUAUUUCAACCCCAGUUCCUUGUGGCCAGAAGUUAAGUGCUUAUGAUGGUGAGCCGCAUGACAAUCCAGUUUUGUAUAGAAGUGUUGUUGGUGCAUUGCAAUACCUUACGAUCACGAGACAUGAUCUUUGUCACGCAGUAAACCAGGUAUGUCAAUUCAUGCAUUCUUCGAAAUAUACACAUUGGAUGGUGAUCAAGAGGAUUCUUUGUUAUGUAAAGGCUACUUACAACCAUGGUCUUUUGUAUAAACCUGGCAUUGCACAUCUCACGAGAUUUUCUGAUGCUGAUUAUGCUGGGGAUUGUGACACACGGCAUUCAAUUGGUGGUUUUUGCAUUUAUUUAGGCUCUAAUCUUGUUUCCUGGAGCUCUAAGAAACAAAAAACAAUGUCUACAUCGAGUUCAGAAGCUGAAUAUAGGCAGCUAGCAUACACAACUGCUGAACUAUCUUGGCUCAGGUCUCUUUUCUGUGAUCUACAUUUAUAUCUUGAAAGUCCCACAAUCUGGUGUGACAAUAUCUCGUCCAUUGCACUCGCUUCAAACUCUGUGUUUCAUUCAAGAACAAAGCAUUUGAAGAUAGAUUAUCAUUAUGUUCGUGAUAAGGUGGUUCGUGGGGAGUUACUGGUGAACUACAUUUGA
Malus domestica (apple) is the source of this 804-nucleotide messenger RNA. RefSeq lists its product as uncharacterized. NCBI's taxonomy places the organism in Eukaryota, Viridiplantae, Streptophyta, Magnoliopsida, Rosales, Rosaceae. The record is from RefSeq and is a predicted model, not a curated record.